AUGGUCAACUUUGGCGUCUCUAGGGCGUGCGAUACGUGCAAAAAGCGUCGGAAAAAGUGCGAUGAGACUCGUCCAGCUUGUCUUCGUUGUGUCAAGUCUCGGCAGCAAUGUCCUGGUUACAAAGACGACUCUUCACUGCUAUUCCGUCAUUACUCACCCAGAAACAGACUCAUAACUCCAACGUUAGAGAGAUGGCUACCAAAUGCUGACUAUAUUCUGGAGGCGAAUGCCGUUGAUAUCUUCCUAGACGAGCUGGUAGUUCGAUCUCUUGACCAGAACCAUUCACGGGGUUUUCUAGAUGGCAUGCAUGGUACAUUCGCUUCUUCUCCUCCCAACUCUACUCUCAUGUCUGCUGCCAAGGUUGUCGUUCUUGCAUCACUGGCCAAUCGCUACCGAAGACAGUCUCUUUUCAGUAUGGUCCGUACGCAGUAUGGUCAGCUUCUUGGUGACUACGUGGCAUCUCUGUCAUUAUCGUCAGAGAGUCUAUCACCAGAGCAGUUUUUUACUGCUGUUCUGUUGGGAAUUUAUGAGCUCAUGGCAUGCAACAUAUCCUCACCGACACGGCACCUGGUCCAUGUUCAAGGACUUGGCUCCAUCCUUCAGAGAGGCAUCUCCUCGUCUCCAGCAGCGUCCCAUAUCGGCGUUCACCUUCCCGGAAGUUGGCUCAUCAGCAAAGGGGCGGUCCUGAGUCGGGACCGCCCAGAAGACACAUUUUUAACUGAUGUGGAGAUAUCUCAGGCUCAUACGCAAGGGGCAGGGAUUUUAUGCCCUCCAAUUCACAAUAAUCCCCACCGUUCUCUGGACCAGAUAAUGGUUCAAUUAGCCCCUCUCACAGCACGUUCUGAGAAACUUUUGGCCACCCCUGUUCCGUCAAGAAGCGCACUGUCGGAUCUUUAUCAAGCCUUGAUAGUAUUCCGUGACGAGAUCGCAUUUUGGGCUGAUAACCAGCCAACGGCAUGGCGGCCAGAGCUUGUUGGCCAUGUUUUGCAGGACUCGACGACAGCAGGGGAAAUUCCGUGGAUAUGCGCUGGCCCUGUGGAGAGAUAUUUUGACUGUAAGAUCAAUCGCAUACCUCUCGGUUAUUUGGAUAUGAGACUUACUCGUUUCGCAGUAUUUGUUGGGACGGCUUGGAACUCAUGGCGCUCAAUGUACAUUGUCUGGCUAGAUCAGUUAUACCAUGUCUCCAAGGCACUUGGGAAACACGAAUUUAUACCGCACUAUGUCGGUAUAGUGGAUAGCCUAGUUGCAGGUCUCAAGGCCUCCAUCCCAUACCAUCUUUCUCGCGACGUUGAGGAUUGA
Molecule: messenger RNA, 1299 nt
Organism: Fusarium poae
Lineage: Eukaryota; Fungi; Ascomycota; Sordariomycetes; Hypocreales; Nectriaceae
Exons: 5
Coding region: 1-1299 (432 amino acids)
Biological process (GO): regulation of DNA-templated transcription
Molecular function (GO): zinc ion binding; DNA-binding transcription factor activity, RNA polymerase II-specific
Source: RefSeq, a predicted model, not a curated record